CAAGAAACUAUCUCUAUCUACAUGAGUUGUAACUAUACAUACACAUCACACACAUUUUCUUUUACACUCACCAUAUCUUACCAUUCUCAAAUUCACAAAUCACACUACUCCUCAGUCCCUCUCCCUCUCUCUUGUUGAUUUUAACACAAGAUCACUCACCACUGGUGAGAUAGCUCAGUUCUUGCAGCUUUUCUGCAGCACAUACUAAUCUACACUCACAUUUUUGAUUAUAUAUAUGGAUGCAUCAGGGUCUUGAUUUGAGUCUCAUUUCUUGAUUUCAGAUAGUGCAGCACUUGAAGAUGGAAAUACACUAGUACUUCUCUGAUCUCUUUCUUCACCUAUAAGAUUUUCUACAAAAAGAUAAACACAAGCCUACCACUUUCAUCUACCCAAAUGUUGGACUAUGAAUGGGGAAACCCAUCAAACUUAAUGGUAACCGGAGAUGACCCACCCGCCCAAGAUUCGGGUCAAAAUACCCAACUGUACAAUCAUUACUCUCAUCAAACUUUUAACCAAACCCUCAUAAACCCUAAUCACAAUCACCAUCAAAAUGCCUAUGUAACUCCCACCCACCACUCAACCAUCCAAACCAACCAUUUCCAAACCUUCUAUGACCCCAACUCUUAUCCGGGCUCAUACCCAAACCCGGAUCCGAGAAUGAUAUCGUUUGACCCGGUCCAUGACCCGACCGGGUUCAUUAUAGUGCCCAAGACUGAACCGGCCAGUUCGGAGUUCACUAGCAGAAUUGGACUUAAUUUGGGGGGCAGGACUUAUUUCUCGUCCUCCGAGGAUGACUUUGUGAACCGGUUGUACCGCCGGUCUAGGGCAAUUGAAACUGGUUCUGUCAAUGCUCCUCGCUGUCAAGCUGAGGGAUGUAAUGCUGAUCUUACCCACGCCAAACACUACCACCGCCGCCAUAAGGUCUGUGAGUUUCACUCCAAAGCCGCCACCGUCAUUGCUUCCGGUCUAACUCAGCGGUUCUGCCAACAGUGUAGCCGAUUUCAUCUCUUGACCGAAUUCGACAAUGGAAAACGAAGCUGCCGGAAGAGGCUAGCCGAUCACAACCGCAGGAGGCGAAAAACUCAUCAAACAAACCAAGAUCAGAGCAGCAAGUCUCAGCUCGAAAAUGCCCAUAAUUCAUCAUCUGAAAACCUUACAAGGUCUCCCCCAGAUUCCAGUCUGCAAUCAUCUUCAUCAGUGACAAUGCCGAUUUCCCCUCCACGGAUUUCACUGGAUUCGUUCCGGCAGAGAUUAAAUUAUCAAGGCUCGAGUUCUUCAACAAACUCUCGCUUUCUAAAUGAAUGAUUUUAUUCUCAGUUAUGUACGAGUUGCAAUCAAUCGAACAUUCUGUUUAAGUUUGCUAGGACAAAACUACUUUUACUACCAAGAAGUUCUUGUAGCGAUCGGUGUAUGCACGGAACAAGUUUAACAUGCAUGUAGCUAUUUUAUCAUCAAUUAGUAAUUAAUCUUUCUUUCACUAA
Daucus carota subsp. sativus is the source of this 1481-nucleotide messenger RNA. Its product is annotated as squamosa promoter-binding-like protein 8. NCBI's taxonomy places the organism in Eukaryota, Viridiplantae, Streptophyta, Magnoliopsida, Apiales, Apiaceae. Gene Ontology annotation, molecular function: DNA binding. The coding region runs from base 394 to 1305 and encodes 303 amino acids. Gene Ontology annotation, cellular component: nucleus. The transcript is spliced from 3 exons. The record is from RefSeq and is a predicted model, not a curated record.